Molecule: messenger RNA, 333 nt
Organism: Plasmodium gallinaceum
Lineage: Eukaryota; Apicomplexa; Aconoidasida; Haemosporida; Plasmodiidae
Exons: 2
Coding region: 1-333 (110 amino acids)
Source: RefSeq, a predicted model, not a curated record
AUGGAUAAGCAACUAAAUAACUUAUUUGGGAAUUCUAAUAAUCCUGUAAUGCCGAAUUGCCAAAGUUACGAAAUGGCAAUGCUUAUUGCAGUUAUAUUAGCUGCAUUUACUGUUCUAUUAUCUUUACUUCCUAUGUUUUAUCAAUCAUCUAGUCUUAAUAGAGAGUUAAAAGAAAUCAACACGUGGAAUAAAAAACUUGAUGAAAGUUUACAUAGUAAAGAUGGAGAUGGCAUAGAAACAAUGGGUCCAGAAUAUUUAGUUAAUCCAGAAGAUGAAUUGUUAUAUGGAAGAAAAAAUGAAAUUGAAGAUUCAGAUGAAGAAUAUGAAAUAUAA